This is a messenger RNA of Rhizopus microsporus ATCC 52813, 620 nucleotides long. RefSeq lists its product as uncharacterized. The coding region runs from base 48 to 233 and encodes 61 amino acids. NCBI's taxonomy places the organism in Eukaryota, Fungi, Mucoromycota, Mucoromycetes, Mucorales, Rhizopodaceae. The record is from RefSeq and is a predicted model, not a curated record. The transcript has a single exon.
UGUGUGAAAUCGCACACAUCCAACCCCCUUUAACCCUUGAUCAUGUGAUGUUCUUUCUUUCACAAGUGAAUAAGGUUGCCAAGACCAUUGCCUGCUUCCAGCACACCACAAAUAGCGGCAACCAAAAUCAUGUAAACGACUCAACUACACUCAUUGAUAACAUGCUCUAUCAUUCCACGGCUCCCAAAUUAUCGCGCAAGCGAAAAUCGAUUGCAAGCCAUUACAACCAUUGAUCACCCUCCCUUCUCCUUUUGCGAGCAUCCCCUUUCCUUUGUGAAUAUCUUCCCUUUUUGGAUACACCCUCCUUCAACUCCCAAAAAAAAUAAAGUACAGCCGAUCGUUUUCUUAAAUUUGGCCCUCGUUCAUUUGGUUUCAAACCGAUUGUCGCAACGAAUGCACUCGAUCGACAUUGUUGCAACAAAAGGAACAAUUUUAAAAAAUAGCUGGAAAGGAAGGAGUGCUUUUUUUUUGUUGCACACGGAAAGGUGGUGACGCAUCCAGCAGCUUUAAGCAGCUACUUUUUUUUUUUCAGUUGGGUUCGAGGAAUUGUCAUGACACCAUCCCUCCUCCUGGAUCAAUCUCACUUAGGCCAGAGGUGGCAUGAUUUCAUCGAUUUCCAG